Rotaria sordida is the source of this 267-nucleotide messenger RNA. Lineage: Eukaryota; Metazoa; Rotifera; Eurotatoria; Philodinida; Philodinidae. The record is from the annotation of a GenBank genome assembly.
AUGCGAACUACUGUAAUUCUAUUCCUCGUUUUUAUCACCAUUGCUCUUUGUCUUUGGUUCAUACCAACUGGUACUGAAGCACUUCCGUUUUCACGUAAUGGUUAUGGACGAUGUCCACCAACAUGUCGUAUGUAUUGUCCAUGUGGACAUGCUGUUGAUGCAUAUAAUUGUCCAAUGUGCCGUUGUCGACCAUCAAAUGCUUGUACAGGAAGACAUCCAAAUGCUUAUGGACAACCACCAUAUAUAAAAACAAAGAUUCUGUAUUGA